AUGACUGAAGAUAGGAUCACUUGGAGCAUGAAUGUUAAUGAAUUUAAUUGGAAGGGAAAUGACUUAGUGUCAGACUUUUCAUUACCAUAUUCUAAUCAAUUAGAUAGAAAUAUUAUUGAUAAUUCGACAACACAAUCAAUAUACAAUCGUAGUAAUAGUUUUCCAAUGGGAUCAGGGACUGUUAAUGAGGAGAGCUACUUUGUAGACUUCAGUAAGUUUACAAAUUCUAUGGGAACGAGUAUAUCAUCCGUAUCAGAAUCUUCACCACUCAAUUAUGAUGUAUUUGCCCCAAGUGAAUACGAUUAUCUUAUGAAUUUGACAAAUAGUGGAUUAGAUAAACCUAUUGGUGAUAUUUCAAAAUUUCAGAGAUCUUCCACUUUAGACUUAUCAUGUUUUAAUUUUGAAUAUGCAUAUAAACAUACUAAAAAUACUUCAAUGGUAGAUAAUACAGUCACAAAACAGAGAUUAAGUGAUUAUUCUGGGGAUGGUUUUGGAUUCGGUAUGCAAAACUUUAAUAAUAGCAAACGUAAUAAAACUAACUCUAAAUUUGUACAAUAUCACAAUACUCAAAAAGUUGAUAAUAGUUUCACUCCAGUUAAGCUAUUUGUUAAUAGAGUUCCUAAAUGGAUGAGGAAUGAGGACUUAAUGAAGAUAUUUAGCAAAUAUGGAGUUGUUGUUGAAUGUAAUAUAAUAAGAGAUUCAAAUGGACCGAAAGGUUGUGCAUUUGUUCGUUUUGCUACAAUUGUUGAAGCCCAAAAUGCUAUUUUAUGUAUUCAUGGUAAGACUGUGUUAAAUGAAGAAGCUGGGCCAAUUCAAGUAAAGUAUGCUGAUGGGGAAAUUGAACGUUUAGGACUAUCACCUGAUGUUCAGCCAUGUGGUGAAUCAGUGAAAGUAUUUGUUGGUUGUCUACCUAAAACUUGUACGGAAGCGGAGUUAUUGACAUUAUUUAGGAGAUUUGGACAUGUUGAUGAAGUUCAUAUUAUUAGAGAUGAUAAUAGACAAAGUAAAUGCUCUGCAUUUGUUACAUUUCCAAAACGUUACAUGGCUGAAAAUGCUAUUGUAUUUCUAGAUAAGAAGUACAUAUUAGAUAAUGGCAAGAGACCAAUUGAGGUUAGAUUGGCAAGGAGUCGUUCUAAGCAAAAACAGUUGAGUAGUAAUCAUAAUAAUGUACGUCGUACAAAUGAACCAAAAUUGACAAAUACUAAUCCAAAUAAUAAUACUAAUAGUUAUAAUAUUCUAAAUAAUAGUGGAAAUUAUAGUAAUGCAAGUGGUAGAAUGCAGAAUAUGGACAAUUACCAAUUUACAAGUCAAUUGAAUUAUCAGCAUAAUAUAGAUUUUAUGCUUGAUAAUACUAUUAAUGAAGUUGGUGCUCAGUUGGAAGAUAAUCCUCAAUCAAGUAACUUUAUUACAUCUGUGAACAAUUCACUUUAUAAUGAUGAUAAUGGUAAUAAUAGUAAUAAUCAGGUCAAAACGAAAAAUACAAAUGAUGGUGUUCCACAAUUUGUCCCACCAACAUUUCUUGAUUUUUGGAACAAGCCAAUUGUUCAAGUCUAA
Molecule: messenger RNA, 1554 nt
Organism: Cryptosporidium muris RN66
Lineage: Eukaryota; Apicomplexa; Conoidasida; Eucoccidiorida; Cryptosporidiidae
Product: RNA recognition motif. family protein
Exons: 1
Coding region: 1-1554 (517 amino acids)
Molecular function (GO): RNA binding
Source: RefSeq, a predicted model, not a curated record